UAUAUAUAUCUACACUUCUCCAUGGCCAUUGCCUCUCCAAGGCUCACGUCCAUGGCCCACCUCCCUCUCCUCUCUCCUCCCCCCACCACCUUCUCCUCCUCCUCCUCCUCCUCUGCUCCACCUUCAAUGCCGACGUCGAUGCCGCCACCACCUUCUUCUUCUUCUUCUUCUUCUUCUUCGUCGUCGUCGUCGUCGUCUCUGGUGUUCGACGCGGCGGUGCUGAGCCGGCAGGCCGACAUCCCGGCGCAGUUCGUGUGGCCGGCGGAGGAGGCGCCGGCGGCGGAGGCGGGGGAGGAGGAGCUGGGGGUGCCGUCGGUCGACCUCGGCGCGUUCCUCUCCGGCGCGCCCGGGGCGGCGGCGGAGGCGGCGGCGCUCGUGCGCUGGGCCUGCGAGCGGCACGGCUUCUUCCAGGUGGUGAACCACGGCGUGCCCGCGCGGCUGCUGGCCGAGGCGCACCGCUGCGCCGCCGCGUUCUUCGCGACACCGCUCCCGGAGAAGCAGCGCGCGCAGCGGCGGCCCGGGGACAGCUGCGGCUACGCCAGCAGCUUCACCGGCCGCUUCUCCGAGAAGCUCCCCUGGAAGGAGACCCUCUCCUUCCGCUUCUCCCCCGCCAAUGCCGCCGCUGCCGCCGACGACCUUGUCCUCAAGUACUUCCUCUGCACCCUCGGCCAUGACUACGAGCACAUCGGGAGAGUGUACCAGGAGUACUGCGAGGCGAUGAGCCGGUUAUCGCUGGAGAUAAUGGAAGUCCUGGGUUUGAGCCUCGGCGUGGGGCCGGAGCACUAUCGGCGGUUCUUCGAGGGCAACGACUCGACAAUGCGGCUCAACUACUACCCGCCGUGCCAGCGGCCGGAGCUGACGCUCGGCACUGGCCCGCACUGCGACCCGACCUCGCUGACGAUCCUCCAUCAGGACGACGUCAGCGGGCUUCAGGUCUACACAGCGGAGGAUGAGCGAUGGCGGACGGUGCGGCCGCGGGCGGACGCGUUCGUGGUGAACAUCGGCGACACGUUCAUGGCGCUGUCGAACGGGCGGUACAAGAGCUGCCUGCACCGCGCGGUGGUGAACCGCGAGGCGGCGCGCAAGUCGCUGGCCUUCUUCCUGUGCCCGCGGAUGGACCGGGUGGUGCGGCCGCCGCCGGCCCUGGUCGACGGCCGCAACCCGCGGGCCUACCCGGACUUCACCUGGGCAGCCCUGCUUGAGUUCACACAGAAGCACUACAGGGCUGAUAUGAAGACACUUGAUGCAUUCUCACACUGGAUUCAAUCAACCAACAAAGGUGUAGCAUGAUGAAAAAUAUAUGGGUGUCAAUGUUUAAUUUUGUCCCCCCAUUUUUAACUUUUUUUUUUUCUCUUUUUUUGCUCUAAACUAGCUAGUUAGGGUGCUAAAUUAGAGAUGGAUGGAGGAUUAAGGGAGGCAUGAUAUUAUGAUGCAUGCGAAGAAAUAAGAGGCUAAGAGGUAAAUUUUAAAGAGGAAAAAGAAAAAAGUAAAAUUAAGCAAGAAA
Messenger RNA from Ananas comosus (pineapple), 1504 nucleotides. Its product is annotated as gibberellin 20 oxidase 1-D-like. Bases 22 to 1290 code for a protein of 422 amino acids. Gene Ontology annotation, molecular function: gibberellin 20-oxidase activity. Gene Ontology annotation, biological process: gibberellin biosynthetic process; unidimensional cell growth; response to light stimulus. The transcript is spliced from 3 exons. The record is from RefSeq and is a predicted model, not a curated record. NCBI's taxonomy places the organism in Eukaryota, Viridiplantae, Streptophyta, Magnoliopsida, Poales, Bromeliaceae.